Molecule: messenger RNA, 1292 nt
Organism: Notodromas monacha
Lineage: Eukaryota; Metazoa; Arthropoda; Ostracoda; Podocopida; Cyprididae
Source: the annotation of a GenBank genome assembly
AAUCAUUUGGUGAUCUUUUCCAGAUGAAUUUCCUUAGCCAAAUGUGUUCAUGGGGACCUCGUGUCCAUGGCGGAAUGACUAAUCCUGUUGUGCCUAUUGUUAUGCAGCAACGUUUUGCUGCAAGGAAAGGUACCCGUGAGAGGAAAAGAAAAUUGCACAAAAAGAAAGUAAUCGAGAAAACUGAUUGGGUUUCUCCUCGUGAACGUCGUGCAAUGAUGGAAAUGGAGAUGAAGGGAGCCUCUGCUCGUUUGCGGGACAAGAAUAACUGGCCGCCGGUCGACGACGUUUUCCGCCAACUCUACUACAAGCGCAUUAAAUGGACAGAAGUUUCAGAUGCUACUACAUUUUUUCGUCAAUAUUUCCACCCUACUACUCGGAACGAACCGAAUUCGCUGCUUUCUGCGUACAUCGAAUUGGACCUGCGAUUACCGAAAAGGUCGGCCAAUGCGAUGCAGCGCUAUCUAGAUCCAUUUGGUGACAUCGUCAACUUGCCAGUUUCGUUCGAGUCGCCUGUAACGAAAGAACGAUCUGUGAUUGCAUUUGCCAAGUCGCCGGAAGCCCAAGAAGCCGCCGUGGAAGGCGGCGCCGCCUCUUCCGGAGGUAUUUCUCUAAUCAAGGACGUGCAGAGCGGAGAACGAGACCUGAACGAUUUUGCGUAUUUUAUCGCACAUCCGGACAUUGCCAUUGAACUGGCGUCUUUGCGUGGUGUCAUGAAGAAGAAAUUCCCGUCCACCAAGAAUGGUGCCCUGAACGCGGAUUUGAAGCUUGCCGCGAUGAAAUUUUCUCGAGGACUUGAGUAUCAGGUUUUGAAGAGCAACAGGGAACCUGACUUGGGAGUCUUGAACCUUCCCAUCGGACGAUUACUCCUUGGCGAUGACGAAAUCGAAGCGAAUCUUCGCACGAUCCUCAACAGCAUUCUCCGGUUCAAGCCCGAAGAUUCCAAGCGAGUCGGAGCUCUGCCGAUCACCUGGCCUUUCAUCAACCAUGUCCUGAUUGAGAUUUUCGCCUUUUUCGAAAUCGACUACUUGAACGAUACUGUGGAAUUGUCGCCGGGCCAGAUCAUGUUUGCCGGGUUGUUCAUGCUCGGGACUGCGAUUGCCAACGUGUUCCAGUGGCUGCCUGUGAACCUGAGCCCAGUUCUGGGGCCGUUCACCGGCAGAAGGAAUGGGUUGUUUUUGUUGUCCAAGGAAGACCUGGCCCAGGCUGGGGACUGGGCCUUUGUCAAGAGUCUCCCCAGGAUCCUGGACUCUGAUUUUUCGAGGAUGACCAAGAAUUACUGGAUCUUUGGAAGG